Messenger RNA from Pecten maximus, 2918 nucleotides. RefSeq names its product cilia- and flagella-associated protein 298-A-like. The transcript is spliced from 8 exons. Gene Ontology annotation, biological process: regulation of cilium movement. Lineage: Eukaryota; Metazoa; Mollusca; Bivalvia; Pectinida; Pectinidae. Bases 137 to 1012 code for a protein of 291 amino acids. The record is from RefSeq and is a predicted model, not a curated record.
UGGAUUCAGUCCGUGUCUUUCUUGUUUACUUCCGGGCACAUGCUAGAAUUUGUUUUGACCCGUCAAAUUUUGUUCGAGAAAAUUCAAUAAGAAGAACAAGAAGAAUUCGUUACAGAAAUCCACAAGAUUGUGAAACAUGGUGAAGUUACAUAUCAAAAAAGCUGAUGAGAGUCAGUUCUUGUAUGAGACCACAGUUGAGAUGCCUGUUGAUGACUUACUGAAAGAUUUGACAGCCAUUCACAACGGUCGACUUAAGGUCCAGCGAAUCUGUGCAGAAAUUGAGGAGUUGGCUAAGCAUGGUAUAACCCUUCCACCAAACAUGAUGGGCCUGACAGAUGAUCAGAUAGUGGAUCUCAAACUGAAGGAUGAGUGGGCUGACAAAUGUGUACCCAGUGGAGGGCCUAAGAUGAACAAGGAUCCGAUUGGCCGACGGAAUGGAAUGGCUCCAGACGACAAGAUGGCUGAAGUUUUGACAAAAACAGUAAAGGAGGCAAAAGACAUGAUCAGCAAGAAAAAAGUACAAAUGGAUCAAUUUGUGACCCAGGCUACAGUGAAGGAGGCCUUGGAUAUCCUUCGUGGAGCAGUAAUGAUUGUUUACCCCAUGAACCUGCCCCCACACGACAACAUACACAUGGAGUUUGAAAACACAGAGGAUUUAGAAGGAACACAGGCUUCUACUGAAGUGCUACCUGAAGCCAAUACAUCAAUAUGGUUCUCUGGCAAGGAGAUGUUGAGGGGGAAACUUUUGAAGGAUUUUGUUGGUAAAAAUGAGAAAACAAAGAUCAUAGCCAAGCUUCAAAAGCGCGGCCUUGGCGUACCCCAGAGAGAACAGGUUGUAAAUGAUGAGGAGCAGAAGAAAAUGAUGGCUUAUUACUACAAAAAACAGGAGGAGUACAAGAAAUUACAAUCAGAAGCUGACGAUGCUUACAUGGAUCAGGAGUGGGCAGACAAUGGGGCAUUGAAGCGGAACUUAAAUGGACUCCGCGAUAUCAAAUGGGGCGGUCCUCGGUGAUCAAUAUCACAAUGUUCGUCCAAAUCUUUAAAUUGAACAAAACUUAUUUAUUUAAAGACCUAAUGAUCUAUGUUUCAUGAAUAGAAAAUGAAUGAAAAAAUCUUCUAUGUUUAAGAGUUCAAAUUACUUUAUAUUGACAAAGUUUUUUGGAAAAAAGUAGAUUUGUCCACGGAAAAAGAAAGAAUGGAUUGAAAGUUGUAUUGUUUGAAGAAUCCAUGUGGUUCAAUUCAAAAGUAGAAAGAACAUUUUUUGAUAUUGAAAAAGGUUGCUUGAAUGAUAAUGGACUUGUUAACAGAAAUAAAGACAGAUCAGACUGAAGAAAAAGACCUUAAUAAAUGGAAAGGAUAUAUUUAUAAUUCUCUCUCUGUGAUGGUGUACAAUCUGCACAUUAUGACGAGUACCCGGGUAUUCUUUUUGAGAAUAAAUGGUGUCCCAGAAAUGCCAGAUGUUUUUGUGACAAUGAUGCCAUUGUCUCCAGUCAGUAUUUCAGUGAAUGGGGAGUUAUUUUUGUGUGUAAUUGUUGUUACUGUUUAUGUUAACCAUACUCGCACAUCAAAACUGCUGUGUUCUAAAAUUGUAGAUGUGUAUCUUCCAUUACAUAUUUUACUGUGUACAUAUUUAUUAUGCAAGUUUCUGUCGUUGUACCUUGAUGUACUUUGUCAGUAUAUAUUAAUGUAUAUGUACUUUGUCAGUAUAUAUUGAGGUGUAUGUACCGUCAUGUCAGUAUAUAUUGAGGUGUAUGUACUUUGUCAGUAUAUAUUGAGGUGUAUGUACCUUGUCAGUAUAUAUUGAGGUGUAUGUACCUUGUCAGUAUAUAUUGAGGUGUAUGUACCGUCAGUAUAUAUUGAGGUGUAUGUACCUUGUCAGUAUAUAUUGAGGUGUAUGUACCUUGUCAGUAUAUAUUGAGGUGUAUGUACUUUGUCAGUAUAUAUUGAGGUGUAUGUACCUUGUCAGUAUAUAUUGAGGUGUAUGUACCUUGUCAGUAUAUAUUGAGGUGUAUGUACUUUGUCAGUAUAUAUUGAGGUGUAUGUACCGUCAGUAUAUAUUGAGGUGUAUGUACCGUCAGUAUAUAUUGAGGUGUAUAUACCGUCAUGUCAGUAUAUAUUGAUGUAUAUGUACUUUGUCAGUAUGUAUUGAGGUGUAUGUACCGUCAGUAUAUAUUGAGGUGUAUGUACCGUCAUGUCAGUAUAUAUUGAUGUAUAUGUACUUUGUCAGUAUAAAUUGAUGUGUAUGUACCGUCAGUAUAUAUUGAGGUGUAUGUACCUUGUCAGUAUAUAUUGAGGUGUAUGUACCUUGUCAGUAUAUAUUGAUGUGUAUGUACCGUCAGUAUAUAUUGAGGUGUAUGUACCUUGUCAGUAUAUAUUGAGGUGUAUGUACCUUGUCAGUAUAUAUUGAUGUGUAUGUACCGUCAGUAUAUAUUGAGGUGUAUGUACCGUCAGUAUAUAUUGAGGUGUAUGUACCUUGUCAGUAUAUAUUGAGGUGUAUGUACCGUCAGUAUAUAUCGAGGUGUAUGUACCGUCAGUAUAAAUUGAUGUGUAUGUACCUUGUCAGUAUAUAUUGAGGUGUAUGUACCGACAUUAAACUGUUGAAAUGUUGGGAUAAUUAGUCAAUAUCGUUAUACAAAUGUAAUAACAUAAACAUUCCGUCCAGUAUAAGUCAUAUCCCUAGGUAUGUUCCACCUUUUUUUUAAACUUGUACUAUAUAAAGUGAAUGCAUUGUGAAUCAAUUUGGUGUAUAACAUUCCUGUGUUGAAUGUUAGUAUUCAGCUAUAUGCAUUUUUUCAUGGUUCCAUGUAGUAAUUCAUACAUUUAUCAUUUCCAUUGUAAUCAUAUUCAUUUUCAAUCAGGUAUGAAAUAUAUUGCUGGAUGUAGGUAUGGAUGCAAAUUAUUAAAUAUUUUAAAACUAA